Messenger RNA from Procambarus clarkii (red swamp crayfish), 766 nucleotides. RefSeq lists its product as uncharacterized. The record is from RefSeq and is a predicted model, not a curated record. NCBI's taxonomy places the organism in Eukaryota, Metazoa, Arthropoda, Malacostraca, Decapoda, Cambaridae.
GGGCGGCGCCCGGGGGUCGCGUGUCAGUACACUGGCGACAGCGGGAGGAGACAGUCGCUCUCCGCGCCUCCGCGUCUCUCAUACCCAACGGGACACGUGUUGUUUUUCAACGGGAAUUAUGGGCGAGAAAGUGACGUGUGUGUGGGUGUUGCUGUGUGUUGCGGGCUGGUGCUCACCACCAGCUGCCAGCCAGCUGCAGCUGAGCACCUCUGUGGCCAUCCCUGGCGUGAAGGUGAAGGAGGGCACGUCGGCUGCCCCGGUGGCCGGGAACGGGACGCUGGCCGUGCCCCACCUGGAGUGUGGGUAUGUGUUGUGUCAGGCGCCAGAGGUCUUCACCAACGCCUCCACACACCUCUGGGACUACUACGUCGACUGGGAGAGGCCGCCCAGGACGGAGGACGACCCGGGCAUCUUCGUGCUGGCCAACAGGUACCAGAUGCCCCGCGCCUACCUGGUCUUCAAGGGCUUCACCGCCAACUUCUCCGGGGACUACCAGUGCGUCCUGCACUUCCGUAGGGCGCCCUUGGUCUCCGUCGGCCUCACCCUCACCUUCGACGAAACCCUCACCGCCAGGGACUGCAACAACACCUAGGAGGACGUCCUCCAGUGGAGCUAUCCAGCAAGAAAGGAAAUUUCCAUUCCCGGAUUCACGAAGCAGUUACGCUAGCACUUACGAACCUGAGGCGAGACAUACGAAGCAGUUACGCAAGUACUUACGAACGUGUACAUCUUUCCUCAAUCUUUGAUGGCUUUGGUUACAAUUAUU